UCAAAAGAGAAGUAUUUGAUGAAGAAGGUGUAAGUUUUGGGGGGCUUAUAUACGUAAUUACACUUAUACCCUCCCCACUAGUCUCUGUUCAGUUCCUGCUGUUGCCUGCUGAAGAACCUUGAGAAGAACUGAACUGCCAUCAUCAGCCAACAGGCAAAGAUUAGAGCUUUCUUCUCCAAUGUUCUCAACUCGCAAAACCCUAAUUUCUCUUUUGGCUAAACACCCAAAUUCCCCGUUUCCCCAUCUCUCUUCUCUUUCCUUAACGCACUCACUUUCUGAAGGACCUUAUGAUCCUCCUUUUUCUCCUUCAUCCAAACCUACAAAACCUCGAAAACCUAAAACGAAGAAAACCCAACUAAACGCUCCGAAGCAAAAGGAAGACCCGAAACUCCCUCUAACAUCUGAUCUUCCUUUUGAUUUUAUGUAUUCCUAUUCCGAGACCAACCCAGCUGUUGAGCCAAUCGGGUUUCGAGAACCAAAGAGGUUCUCACCGUUCGGUCCCGGCCGUCUUGAUCGGGGCUGGACUGGGACGUCUGCCCCGCCCCAAAAAGAGGUCGACGGGGAGUGGUGGGUGGAGCGAAGGAAUCUGGUUCUUGGUGACCCGUUAACGGAUGAGGAAGUUGCAGAGCUUGUUGAACGGUAUCGGCAUAACGAUUGUGCUAGGCAAAUCAAUCUGGGAAAAGGAGGAGUGACUCACAAUAUGUUAGAUGACAUCCACAACCAUUGGAAGAGGGCUGAAGCUGUGAGGAUCAAGUGCUUGGGAGUGCCAACUCUUGACAUGGACAGCGUUUGCUUCCACUUUGAGGAUAAAUCUGGUGGGAAGAUUAUCUACCGCCACUUAAACAUACUUCUUCUGUACCGAGGUCGAAAUUAUGAUCCCAAGAAUCGUCCGGUUAUACCUCUGAUGCUGUGGAAGCCUUAUGCUCCUAUAUAUCCAAGACUUGUGAAGAAUGUUGCUGAUGGUCUUACAUUUGAAGAAAAUAAGGAAAUGAGAAACAGAGGACUCCAUUCUCCUGCAUUAUUGAAACUUACCAGGAAUGGUGUGUAUGUUAACGUGGUGGACAGGGUGAGGGAUGCUUUCAGAGCUGAAGAGGUUAUCAGAUUAGACUGCACUCAUGUGGGGAUGAGUGACUGCAAAAGGAUCGGUGUCAAGCUAAAGGAUUUAGUGCCUUGUGCCCCUAUUUUGUUUAAGGAUGAGCAGAUUAUACUUUGGAGGGGGAAGAGGGAUUGGGAACAGGAUACUGACCAUUCUAAGUGAGCUUGUCAGAUUCUUGCAGAUUUUACUUUGGAAGGGGAAGAGGGAUUGGGAACAGGAUACUGAACAUUCUAAGUGUGCUUGUCAGAUUCUUGCAUCUGUUUCCUGAUGUUUGCACUUGUUGCGGGCACUUGUGAUCCCGAUUCCUCAAUUAGUUUCAUAGAUUGCUGAUUCAUUUCAAGCAAGAUUGUACAGGCCAAAUAGCAUGGGGACCUCUCAUCGUGACUGCCUUGCUCAUUCCACUCAUAUUACUGAUAGCUAACAAACUAACGCUUAGCAGCCUCAUUACAAGUUCUUCACUUUUCCAAUUCUUUAAUUUUAGUUACACAGGGUGUGAUGUAUACUUAUUUUCUUCAUCCUUGUAUCUUAAAUUUUAUGCUAAAUUCUACUUCAAGAGCCCUUCUAUAAUACACUUCUGCUUUGUAAAUUAAAAGGAUGUAACUGAGAUCCAAUAUUGGGUUA
Carica papaya (papaya) is the source of this 1717-nucleotide messenger RNA. RefSeq names its product RNA-binding CRS1 / YhbY (CRM) domain-containing protein. Gene Ontology annotation, molecular function: RNA binding. Gene Ontology annotation, biological process: Group II intron splicing. NCBI's taxonomy places the organism in Eukaryota, Viridiplantae, Streptophyta, Magnoliopsida, Brassicales, Caricaceae. The record is from RefSeq and is a predicted model, not a curated record.